UAUGGGCAAGUAAGCAUGACAACCCUUGACGUGGGGGUUUCUAAAAACAGCCUGUGACACUCAGUGGAUUGCCAGCUAGGGAUCCGUUCGAAGAAACUUUGAGGACAGCAACGAGCGCCUGAGCAGGCCCAGUGACUCUGCAUUGUUCAAAAGGAGUAGACAUCUUUGAUAUUUGCCAAGUUAGUUCUUUAGGGAUUGGGGGACCAUUGGGGGACCAUUUGUUGGUAUCCCUAAAGACCAGUAGUGUUUUUGUUUUUCCACUGUGCAAUGAGUAUCUCUCUGGGGUAUUCACAUUCCACAAAGCAAGACAGCACCAUGGACAGCUUGGAGAAACAGCUCAUUUGCCCUAUCUGUUUGGAGAUGUUUACCAAACCGGUGGUCAUUCUCCCUUGUCAACACAACCUUUGUCGAAAAUGUGCCCAAGAUAUUUUCCAGGCCUCAAACCCUUAUCUAUCGACCAGAGGAACCACUGUGACUUCAGGGGGGCGUUUCCGCUGCCCAUCCUGCAGACAUGAGGUGGUCCUGGACAGGCAUGGUGUCUACGGCCUCCAGAGGAACCUGCUGGUGGAGAAUAUCAUUGAUAUGUACAAACAGGAACAGGAGUCCUCAAGCAGCAAGCCUGAGCCUGAGCCUGCCAGGUGUGACCAGCCCAUGUGUGAGGAGCAUGAGGAUGAGAAGAUAAACAUCUACUGUGUGACGUGUGGCGUGCCCACCUGCUCUCUCUGCAAGGUGUUCGGAGCCCACAAAGACUGUGAUGUGGCCCCAAUCAACACUGUGUUCAAUAAGCAAAAGACUGAAUUGACUGACUGUAUAGCCAUGCUAGUGGGGAACAACGACAGGAUUCAAGGCAUCAUGAGUCAACUGGAUGAGACCUGUAAGACCGUUGAGGAGAAUGGCAGGAGGCAGAAAUCCAAUGUGUGUGAAAGUUUUGAUCACCUUUAUGCCAUCCUGGAGGAGCGGAAAGGGGACAUGACCCUGAAGAUCAACGCAGAGCAACAGGAGAAACUGGACUAUAUAAACGGCCUCAUGAGGAAGUAUAGAGAGCACCUGGAGAACAUGGCAAAGAUCGUGGAGACAGGGAUACAGACAAUGGAGGAGUCAGAGAUGGCUACUUUCCUGCAGACUGCAAAGCCUCUUCUACAAAAGCUCAUUGCAGGCACUAACAUCUCCAACCUGGACAAAGUGGAGCGUGGCUAUGACAACAUGGAUCACUACACAGCCAACUUUGAGCGGGAGAGGAGGGCACUGCACACCAUAGACUUUGUGAAAGAUGAUGAAGAUGAUGAUGAGUUUGAGUUUGAAGAUGGAGAAGAGGAAGUAGAAGUGAGUGGAGUGACAGGGGUGACCCGUACAGAUGUCUCUCCUGCUGCUGCAGUGGCGGCAACGGUUGGGGCCAACCCUCCAAAGCCCCAGCUGACAUCACCCCCACCCCUGCCUCAGAGACCUACUGAAACCCUAGGCGACACCGCUACACUGUCCACUCCACAGGCCCCUGUCCAUGCAACAACCCCGGUACAAUUCCCAUCCUUAAACCCAACCCCAACUGCUAGCGCACAGGCCCGCGCCACAACCCCAGUCUACUUCCCAACUUCAACCACAACACCAGUUCAGUUCCCAAACACAGCCCCAGUCAACUUCCCAUCAGCAGAGCCACCGACACAGAUGUCCUCUGAAUCGGGAUCAACUCAGCAAAACACAGAUGACAAAGAUGGACCCAAACACGUCUUCUCCUUUUCUUGGCUGAACAACCAGAAGUAGAUUAUCAUCUUACCUCAAGACCGUACUGAAAUUGUUGUAAUACUCCAUUGUCUUGAUUGAGUCAGCAUCCUGCUGCAGGAACGGUUUAAAUAAGUGCUCUGUUACCGUUGAACAACUGUAAUUUAUCUGUAAAUGCUCUCUAGCACUUGCAGUAUAUUCGUCAUACUGUGAAAACAAACGUCAUUGGGCUGAUCUCUGACUUGAGAAAACUGUGCUUAAUUUGGCACACCUUUGCGCAAUAGAUUUCCGUGCCAGUCAGAAGAACAGCCAGAAUGUAUUCAUA
Oncorhynchus tshawytscha (Chinook salmon) is the source of this 2041-nucleotide messenger RNA. RefSeq names its product tripartite motif-containing protein 55. The record is from RefSeq and is a predicted model, not a curated record. Bases 268 to 1758 code for a protein of 496 amino acids. NCBI's taxonomy places the organism in Eukaryota, Metazoa, Chordata, Actinopteri, Salmoniformes, Salmonidae. Gene Ontology annotation, molecular function: zinc ion binding. The transcript has 9 exons.